This is a messenger RNA of Malassezia vespertilionis, 3252 nucleotides long. RefSeq names its product isoleucine--tRNA ligase (gene ILS1). The record is from RefSeq and is a predicted model, not a curated record. Gene Ontology annotation, molecular function: ATP binding; isoleucine-tRNA ligase activity; aminoacyl-tRNA deacylase activity. Gene Ontology annotation, biological process: isoleucyl-tRNA aminoacylation. The transcript has 2 exons. Lineage: Eukaryota; Fungi; Basidiomycota; Malasseziomycetes; Malasseziales; Malasseziaceae. Bases 1 to 3252 code for a protein of 1083 amino acids.
AUGAUCGUACGUAACGCACAUCAAGUACUUACCGCAGCAACUACGUCGUUUAAUUUUGCGAAGCAGGAAGAGGAUGUGAUGGCCUACUGGAAGGCCAUUGACGCAUUCCAAACGCAGCUGGCCAACAGCAAAGGCCAAAAGCCAUUCUCUUUUUACGAUGGACCACCUUUUGCUACGGGCCUGCCGCACUACGGUCACUUGCUUGCCGGCACUGUUAAAGACAUUGUGACUCGUUUCGCGACUACUACUGGCCACUAUGUCGACCGCCGCUUUGGGUGGGAUUGCCACGGCCUGCCCGUCGAGUACGAGAUCGACAAAAAGCUUGGCGUAUCUGGCAAGCAGGACAUUCUCGACAUGGGUAUUGCCAAAUACAAUGCAGAAUGUCGCGCAAUUGUCAUGCGCUACCAAGCAGAGUGGCGCGCCACGGUCGAGCGAGUGGGUCGCUGGAUCGACUUUGACAAUGGGUACAAGACCAUGGACAGCAACUUUAUGGAGUCUGUAUGGAGCGUCUUUAAGACCUUGUACGAUAAAGGCCAAGUGUACCGUGGCCUGCGUGUGAUGCCAUACUCCAACGCACUGACCACGCCGCUGUCCAACUUUGAGGCCGGCAGUAAUUACAAGGAGGUACAGGACCCCGCCGUGACCAUCGCAUUUACGCUUGUAGAUGAGCCCGACACGUCCUUCCUUGCGUGGACGACGACACCGUGGACGUUGCCCUCGAAUUUGGCUAUCUGUGUACACCCUGACCUCGACUAUGUCAAGAUAUGGGACGAGGAGCGUGCUCGGCACUUUAUUCUCUGUGAAAAGCUGCUUGGCACUGUGUACAAAGAUCCAAAGAAAGCCAAGAUUAAAAAGGUUGCGAGUUACAAAGGCAAGGAGCUCGGCAACAUCAAGUACCAGCCCUUGUUCCCCUACUAUUACGAGCAGUACAAAGACACGGCGUUUCGAGCGCUUGUUAACGUGUACGUAACUUCGGACACGGGUACAGGUAUUGUGCACCAAGCGCCUGCCUUUGGUGACGAUGAUUACCGUAUUGCGCUCGAGAACGGCGUCAUUAGCAAGGAAGGUGUGCCGCCCAACCCACUGGACGAGUCUGGCCGCUUCCUCGAGCCUGUGCAUGAGUACGUGGGGAUGUAUGUAAAGGAUGCAGACAAGGCCAUCAUCAAGGACCUCAAGCAGCGCGACCGCUUGAUUGUGCAGACCACCGUGCGCCAUCAGUACCCAUUUUGCUGGCGGUCUGGAACGCCAUUGAUUUACCGUACAAUCCCUGCAUGGUUCGUCCGCGUGGAACCGAUUGUCGAUCAGCUGAUCGAGGCGAAUAACAAUACCCGCUGGGUGCCGCAGUCGAUCGGCGACAACCGCUUUGGCAACUGGAUCGCGAAUGCGCGCGAUUGGAACGUGAGCCGCAACCGCUAUUGGGGCACGCCGCUGCCUUUGUGGGUGAGUGAGGACUUGGAGGAGAUUGUGUGCAUUGGGUCUAUUGCCGAGCUCGAGCAGCGGUCCGGCGUGCAAAACAUUGAUGACUUGCACCGCGACCACGUAGACCAAAUCACAAUUCCCUCGUCGCAAGGCAAGGGCGACUUGCGCCGUGUUGAAGAGGUGUUCGACUGUUGGUUCGAGUCUGGCAGUAUGCCGUAUGCACAGGCGCACUAUCCUUUUGAGAACGUGGAGCAGUUCAAGGCGAGCUUCCCCGCCGACUUUAUCUCGGAGGGUGUUGACCAAACGCGCGGCUGGUUUUACACGCUCCUGAUUCUUGGCGUCCACCUGCACGGAACUGCACCCUGGAAAAACUUGAUUGCCUCUGGGCUGGUGCUUGCUGCGGAUGGCAAGAAGAUGAGCAAGUCUUUGCGCAACUUUCCCGACCCUAACCUGGUCAUUGACCGCUACGGUGCCGACGCCGUGCGUCUCUACAUGAUCAACUCGCCAAUUGUGCGCGCUGAAAACUUGCGCUUCCGCGAGGAAGGUGUCAAGGACGUCAUUGCAUCCGUCUUUUUGCCCUGGCUCAAUAGUUUCCGCUUUUUCCUUGCCCAAGUCGCACUCCUCAAGAAAGAUACGGGCUUCGAUUUCCAGUACAAUCCCGACGCAGCACUGUCUGCGAACGUAAUGGACCGCUGGAUCCUUGCGCGGUGCCAGAGUUUGCUCGAGUUUGUGCGCACGGAAAUGACCAACUACCGCCUCUACACCGUUGUUCCCCGUCUCCUGACCAUGAUCAACGAGCUGACCAACUGGUACAUCCGCUUCAAUCGCCGACGCCUCAAGGGCGAGAGCGGCCAGAAGGAUACCGUUGCAGCGCUCAACUCGCUCUUUGAAACGCUCAUGACUGUGUGCAUUACCAUGUCAUCUUUCACGCCGUUCAUCACCGAGAACUUGUACCAGGGCCUGCGCAAGUUUAAGCCGGCUUCGAUGGAUGAGGGCAUCGACGCUCGCUCCGUCCACUUUUUGCCGUACCCUGAGGCGCGCCAAGUAUACAUGGACCCUAUCAUUCAGCGCCGCUUUAGCGCUCUGCAGAGUGUGAUUGAGUUGGGCCGUGCGAUGCGCGAGAAAAAGAAUCUCCCGCUGCGUGUCCCCCUCAAGGAGCUCAUUGUUUUUCACAGUGACCAGCAGUACCUCGACGAUGUGCAGUCGCUUGCGGCAUAUGUUCAGGAAGAGCUCAAUGUCCGCGAUCUUGUGCUCACGAGCGACGAAGACAAGUGUGCGGUGAACUUCAAACUGCUUGCAGACUGGCCUACGCUUGGAAAGAAGCUGCGCAAGGAUAUGGGCAAGGUCAAGAAAGGGCUCGACAAUGCUUCCUCGGCGGACGCCAAGUCUUACAUGCAACACGGCUCGCUUCUCAUCGAAGGAAUCACGCUCGGUAAGGGCGAUUUGCGGACACAGCGCUACGUCAAUGCCGAGCAGCUUUCGGGCAACAUGACGAGCGAUACGGAUGGAUCGGUUGUUGUUUUGCUCGAUACCCAGAUCUACCCCGAACUCGAGGCCGAGGGCGCCGCGCGCGAUGUCAUCAACCGUAUCCAGCGGCUGCGUAAAAAGGCUGGGCUGCAAGCAACCGACGAGAUUGAUGCAUUCUAUCGCUUCACCUCUGGCAUGAGCGAUGCUCUUGACGAGGUGAUGCAGUCGCAGACAGAUGUUUUUACGCGCAAUAUCCGCCGUGCGCCAAAAAGAGCAGCCACGAUGCCACAAGGAGCUGAGAUUGUCUUUGAGGAGGAGCAGGAAGUGAACGACACCAAAUUUAUGCUCACGCUUGUGCGUGCCUAG